This is a messenger RNA of Peromyscus californicus insignis, 1724 nucleotides long. It is a transcript of the gene Arpp19, whose product is annotated as cAMP regulated phosphoprotein 19. Gene Ontology annotation, molecular function: protein phosphatase inhibitor activity. Lineage: Eukaryota; Metazoa; Chordata; Mammalia; Rodentia; Cricetidae. The transcript has 4 exons. Bases 7 to 444 code for a protein of 145 amino acids. The record is from RefSeq and is a predicted model, not a curated record. Gene Ontology annotation, cellular component: cytoplasm.
GCGCCCAUGGACGGAAGUGAGGUGAGGCGCGAGCCGCAACCUUUGAGGGAAAAAGGAAGUGCUUGGGCGUCGCAGGGCCGGAGGCGCGGGGAUAGAAGGAGCACCAUGUCCGCGGAAGUCCCUGAAGCAGCGUCGGCGGAGGAGCAAAAGGAAAUGGAAGAUAAAGUGACUAGUCCAGAGAAAGCUGAAGAAGCAAAAUUAAAAGCAAGGUAUCCACACUUGGGACAAAAGCCUGGCGGUUCCGAUUUUUUAAGGAAACGAUUGCAGAAAGGGCAAAAGUAUUUUGAUUCUGGGGAUUACAACAUGGCAAAAGCAAAGAUGAAGAACAAGCAGCUUCCUGCUGCAGCCCCGGAUAAGACAGAGGUCACUGGUGACCACAUUCCCACUCCACAGGACCUUCCUCAGCGGAAACCAUCCCUGGUUGCUAGCAAGCUGGCUGGCUGAUUAAAAGAGCUGAACUGCAUGGGUCUUCUAAUGUCCUUUAUUUCUCCUUACUGCGUUACUUACCCACUUUCUGUUUCCUUUCACUCACUAUGUCAUUGGAGACUGACAGCUUUGCAGGUAGUGGUAGUGUGUGCUGCUGUUGUAAGGGAGCAUACAUGUGUAGAGGUUUGGGUUAGUUUAACAGUGCACUGAUGCAAAGGACAUGUAACAGCAACUUAAGUAAUUGACGUUACAAUAAUUGUACAUAUUACCUAGCUGGUGUAGGGCUGGCUCCAACAAGUAGCAAGCAAGUUUUACAGCUUUAAUGUUCUGGCUUUCCUUACUUCCUCGUAAUUACAGCUUUGUAUGUUACUCUUAUUUAAUAGAACCUCUGUUGUAUUGAUUUCUUCUGUAUUUUCCUUUUGAGUUUUGUAAGACAGAAGUUUAAGACCACAAGUUGGAAGACAAGUCACAUAAUUCAGACACAAGUAAAUGGGCUGCAAAAGAUUUGAAUAACUGCUUGGACUUGACGGCCUUAAACCUGCUGUUCCAGCUUUAACAAGAGCAUCUUACCUGGGCGAUAUUUGCCCGUUCUGGUGUGACUUGUGUGACUCCAAUGCUUACCAGCUGUCAUUGACGCUCAUGCUCUUCCUCGGGUCUGCAGUGCUGGGACAGCUUUCUUUGUUGAAGACGUGAAUGGGUGUGCAUGUGCACUGACUAUUGCAUUCACUUUUGUGCCAUUUUUGUAAAUACAAUAGUUUUGCACAACCUUUUACAAAUGUCUGUAUUAAUUUCACCAUAUUAGAAAGUAGAUAAUGUGCCAACCAGAAGCACAAGACUUCCUACACAAAUCUGCCCACCAUUACUGCUUUUGUAUAAGAAUAGUUUACAAUCUUGAGCUUAUUAGAAUACCAAACUGAAAUUACUCACCCUGAUACAGAAUUAAGCAUUUUCAUUUGUUAUUAAUAUUCAUGACUUUCAGUGGCCUUGUACAAAUAUGAUAUGUUGCUUAGGCAUAUCUUUUGUUCUAUGCAGAGCAUUUCAUUUUGACUCUUUACAAAAAAAUUACAAUUCAUGUAAUUUAUAUAAACUUCCUUAAUGUAGAAACUUUUUACUUUCACACUCAACUUUGGGGAUACUAAAGUUAAAGGCUUGCAUUCUCUGCCUUCUAUGUUCUUCUCAACCCCCAUCUUCUCUUUACUUUGCUUCUGUGACUCGUGUUGGGCUGUUCCAUUUAUAUGAGAGCAUACAUGUCUAUCUCUACUUUUUAAACUUGCUUAAAUAAAAGGAUUUUUGUGAGG